AUGGGGGGGGCAAGCUCGUUCGUUGCCAUGCUUGCCAUCACCGGCUUCUUGGGUGCUUCCUGGACAGCGUCGAAGGUGUCUCAGGCGUUGGGCAUCUCUGAUAUAGUCCUGGUCAUCGCGACGGGCGUGCUCUUAGGGCCCGAGAUGGGUGGCCUCAUCACCUCAGAGUACUCCCAGUGUUCGCAUGCGAGGCAUGCCAAAGAGUGCGAGUUGGUAGAUCUUUCCUCGCUGACGGACCACUUGAAGGCGAUCCAGGAGAAGGGUCUCUGCCACCCGGAGGACUAUGCCGUUCAGGCCCAGAGUCAGAGUGACCCACAUCGCCGUCUGGCCGGGGGUAGUUACCACAGCUACGAAGAGUGCCUUGAGAAGAGCUGUCAUGCAGAGAUCAACCAUGGGUGUCAAUUGACGCCGGAUGUCUUCACCCUCAUCGGCCAUGCUGGCGUCGCGCUCAUGAUCUUUGAAAGUGGCAUGCACUUCGAUUUCCAGAAAGCCAAGGUGGUGGGCCUGAAAUCCUGUAUCGUGGCGGUCUUGGGAACGGUUCUGCCGUUGCUGGCAGGGACUCUACUUACCGUGGCUUUCGGAUUCCCCGCCUUCCCUACAGGGGUGGCCGCGGGCACUGCUCUAGCGCCAACCAGUGUUGGCAUCGCUUUGCGGUUGUUGGGGGAGGCCGGGGUCUUGAAGGAGAAUUUCGGGCAGGCGAUCAUCACCGCUGCCUUCGUAGACGACAUCCUGUCCCUGAUCCUAUUCAAUGUGCUCUUCUCGUUGGGAGGAGAGUUUGACAUUGUUGCAGUGGUGGUGAACCCAGUUUUGGGCGUUGCCCUGAUGGUUUUCGCCACGGUCCUGGCAGUGCGCUGUUGGCCAAGAUUCAUCAAUGGUUGGCUGUUGCCCAAAGUUCCUGCCAAGGAGGGCGCAAAGGUUGCCCGGACGGACGAGGUGCUGUUCUUUCUGAUGUUCGCCUUGCUGCUCAUCUACGCUGUCAUAACGCACUUCCUUGGAACCCAUUUGUGGGGUUGUUUCGUUGCCGGCAUGUCUUUCGCGACCUUGGACCCACCACACCAUGCCCAUCAUGUGUGGGUCCGGCAGACCAAGCGGGUGACGUCUUGGAUGAUCAGAAUCUUUUUUGCCUGCACCGUAGCGUUCUCAAUCCCCAUCUCUCAGCUGCUCUCCGUGGAGGCUUUAUGGAAAGGUAGCAUCAUGGGUGUGGUCGCCUGCAUCAUGACAAAAGUGCUGUGUGCUCCCUUCAUGGGAGAGGCUAGAUGGGUGAUUGGCUGGGCAAUGGUCGGCCGAGCCGAGUUUGCAUACUUGAUUGCGCAAAUGGCUGCAGCUUCCAACAUGCUGGAUGAGGAGAUGUUCUCGAUUGUAAUCUGGGCGUUACUGUGGGCCACCGUUGUUGCACCCUUUGUCUUUCGCCUUGUUCUGAACCGGUAUGUAAAGAGACACGGCUUGGAUGAGCUGCCUCCGAACAAGUCCUUUUUUGAAAGCGAGUCGCCGCGGAAACUGCGUGAUCCUCGCAAUGUUCCAGACGCGGAGGCAGCGAAGGAAGCCAGUCUGACCCAGGUGGACCUUCAGGCUGAGGAAGCCACUUUCGACCAGCUGGAGGCUGGUGGUGCCAAGCCUGAUCAUCCGCUUGAGGAUGCCGUUCCACAUAAGUCAGAUGUGGCACUCAGUGACAGACAGACUAGUGCAGGCACGUCUGACGGUAUUCCCAGCAAGACGGCACUUUGA
Symbiodinium necroappetens is the source of this 1725-nucleotide messenger RNA. The record is from the annotation of a GenBank genome assembly. NCBI's taxonomy places the organism in Eukaryota, Dinophyceae, Suessiales, Symbiodiniaceae.